CACAAUUGACUUCGUUAAAAGAACGGCAUCAGGGUUGAACGAAUCAUGCACCUGCGACUCUUACGUGUUGGUGCUGAAGAGAGAGGGAAAGAUAAUUCAGUUAAUGGAAAUGAGCGGAUAUGAGCAAGCACACACCAUGAAGAGACUAUUGUAGAGGACGAUAAGAAGCGGUCUGGUGGUGGGGAAUUAGCUGGGGAGAGAAGAGAGAAGAUGAGCCAGGCUGUGGAGACAGCUCUGAGGUGCCUGGGGAGGGGCUUCGACGUCGCAUGCGACUUCCGGCCGGAGUACUGCAGGGGAAAGGAGAGGCUGCUUGUGAUAAAUGAGGAAGAGAAGAGAGAGAUCGCUGUGCCCGGGUUUGGAACGUUCAAGGAUGUCUCUGUUGACAUAAAGUGCGAUAAGGGGGAUCGGAUGCGAUACCAAUCCGAUGUGCUCGAGUUCAAUCAGAUGUCAGAGCUGUUCAACUGUCGGAGCUCGAUGGCAGGAAAGAUCCCCUCCGGGCUGUUCAACUACAUGUUCGACAUGGACGGGUGCGCAUGGGCCCAGGAGGCGUCCAACACCAAGUGCCUCGCCAUGGAUGGCUACUUCAUCGCGCUCCUUGAGCUGCGAAUCGAGCACCAGCCACUUGCUCUUGUGGAUCAUGUCGUCAGAGAUGUUCCUUCGACUUGGGACCCCUGCGCGAUCGCAAGGUUCAUCGAGACCUAUGGCACGCAUGUAAUAAUGGGGUUAAGUGUGGGAGGUCAGGAUGUGGUGUACGUGAAGCAAGAUCACUCCUCCAGCCUCUCCCCUCGUGAGCUCAGACAACACCUCGAUAGGCUUGGGGAUGAGCUAUUCACAGGGACAUGUGCGCUGCCUCCCUUCCACUGGAGAUCUAAAGAACAUAAGCUUAAGGUUCCAGAGGCCUUCAAUGUCUUUGAUCUACAGAAGCAAAAUGUCAAGGGGAUUGCUCCUGUCUUCUGCAAAGAUGGUGUGACAGUCAUGUGCCACAAGAGAGGAGGAGAUACCUCGGCGAGCAGCCACAGCGAGUGGCUUCUAACUGUGCCUUCAUCGCCUGAUGUGAUCAACUUCACCUUCGUUCCGAUAACCUCACUGCUCAAGGGAGUCCCCGGCAAUGGCUUUCUGUCUCAUGCCAUUAACCUGUACCUUCGAUAUAAGCCUCCUCUAUCAGACCUGCGCUACUUCCUGGACUUCCAAGCUCACAAGCUCUGGGCCCCAAUGCACAGUGAUCUACCUCUGGGUCCCAUCUCGAACAGGUCCAUCCCGACCCCAGCCCUUACUUUCACCGUAAUGGGCCCCGAGCUGUCGGUCAACUCUUCUCAGGUCAUCGUCGGAAUGCGACCGGUGACGGGAAUGCGACUGCACCUCGAGGGCAAGAAGAACGAUCGGCUAGCGAUUCACCUGGAGCACCUGUCACAUACCCCUGGGUUCAUCGGAGCCCGGCCCGAGGCGGCGCCGGAAUGGCGGGGAUCGGACGCGAUCGCCGACCAGCGAUACUAUGAGCCGGUCCGACGGAAGAAGUUCGCGCAGGUGUGCACCGUGCCGAUCGAGUACGACUCCCCGUGGCGGCCGACCGACGGCGGGGGGAACGCGUUCGUGGUCACCGGAGCUCAGCUCCACGUGACGGCGCACGAGUCCACGAGUGUGCUGCACCUCAGGCUCCUGUACUCGGAGGUGAGCGGCUGCGUCGUGAGCAGGUCGCAGUGGCGGCGAGGCCCGUCGGGCCUGUCUCAGAAGUCGAGCUUCUUCUCGGCCGUCAGCACCUCGUUCUCCGGUGGCCUGGAGAAGGAAAGGCAGCAAGGCCCAGAGGCGCCGGUGGACUCCGGUAUUUUUCCGGUGGGCCCGCCGGUGCCGGUGGGAGCCCAGAAGCUUCUCAAGUUUGUGGAUACCUCUCACCUGUGUCAGGGGCCUCAGCACAGCCCUGGGCAUUGGCUGGUGACUGGUGCGAAGCUGGACGUGGAGAAGGGGAGGAUUGGGCUGCAGGUUAAGUUCUCUCUCCUCACUUCACUUUUAUGAUGUUUGAGGCUCGCAGCUUCAUAGUAUCUUCUCUCUCAUUAGAGUCUCAAGAAGCAAGUUGUACAGUAGAUGGAAAAGAAGUCAUCGUUCUUUCUUCGUUUUGUUUAGCUUUGGAGGAUCAAUUUGUUAUCACCAAGCAGUGCACACUUUACAUUUGCUUUGCUUCUGAUGCCUAAAAGAUCCACACCUUGCUAACAGUUGAAAUAUGAAAGUGAUGCAGAUUGAUAGCAACAGGUGAAAUAUGAAAGUUUCAGCAUCAAAAA
Musa acuminata AAA Group (dessert banana) is the source of this 2273-nucleotide messenger RNA. Its product is annotated as MACPF domain-containing protein At1g14780-like. Gene Ontology annotation, cellular component: plasma membrane. The record is from RefSeq and is a predicted model, not a curated record. The transcript is spliced from 9 exons. NCBI's taxonomy places the organism in Eukaryota, Viridiplantae, Streptophyta, Magnoliopsida, Zingiberales, Musaceae. Gene Ontology annotation, biological process: regulation of salicylic acid mediated signaling pathway; plant-type hypersensitive response. Bases 211 to 2010 code for a protein of 599 amino acids.